CAGAGAGGUUUGGCUCUAGGUUAGUUAGCUCCUCUCUUCCCUCUCUCUCUCUCUCUCCCUCUCUCUCACUCUCUCCUUAGUUAUACCCAUGCCCAUGCCCAUGCCCAUAGCUCAUGCUCAUGUCCAUUGCCCACGCCCACGUCAAUUAAGCAUCGACCUUCUGGCCUGGCCGACCUUUCUCUUCUCACUCUUCCAUCUUUCCCCAUCCAAACCAAACCAAACUCCACGACCACAAACCAACAACCGCUUCUCCUUUCAUCAGCGACUGAAGGAGACUUUAUCGGCGGCUUGAUCAACCCGUUAACCACUUAGUUGACCUUUUUUCUUUCGCAUUUCCCAACAAUAACCCCCCAGCCUUACGCUUCUCCCAUAUCCCCCCCUAAUCGCACAUUCACAAUGGCUGAGAUCCGCCGAAAGUUGGUUAUCGUCGGUGACGGUGCCUGUGGUAAGACUUGUUUGUUGAUCGUCUUCUCCAAGGGCACCUUCCCUGAGGUCUACGUCCCCACCGUCUUCGAGAACUACGUCGCCGAUGUCGAGGUCGAUGGCAAGCACGUCGAGCUGGCCCUCUGGGAUACCGCUGGACAGGAGGACUACGACCGUCUCCGACCUCUAUCAUACCCCGACUCUCACGUGAUCCUCAUUUGCUUUGCUGUCGACUCACCCGAUUCUUUGGACAACGUUCAAGAGAAGUGGAUCUCCGAGGUCCUUCACUUCUGCCAAGGUCUUCCCAUCAUCUUGGUUGGUUGCAAGAAGGAUCUGCGAUACGACAACAAGACCAUCGAGGAACUCCGCAAGACCAGCCAGAAGCCCGUCUCUCCUGAGGAGGGUGAGGAGGUCCGCAAGAAGAUCGGUGCCUACAAGUACCUCGAGUGCUCAGCCAAGACCAACGAGGGUGUCCGGGAGGUAUUCGAGCACGCUACCCGUGCCGCUCUCCUGUCCCGCAACCGUCCUGGUCGUGGCCACAAGGGCGGCAAGUGCAUGAUCCUAUAGACGGUUCAG
Molecule: messenger RNA, 999 nt
Organism: Truncatella angustata
Lineage: Eukaryota; Fungi; Ascomycota; Sordariomycetes; Amphisphaeriales; Sporocadaceae
Product: P-loop containing nucleoside triphosphate hydrolase protein
Exons: 5
Coding region: 397-990 (197 amino acids)
Biological process (GO): small GTPase-mediated signal transduction
Molecular function (GO): GTPase activity; GTP binding
Source: RefSeq, a predicted model, not a curated record